CCACGCUGACCAACAUCUUGGUACAUUAGCAGAAGCCGUGUGUGUAGCAGCGGCACCAGCAAAAUGCGAGAGAUUACAUCAAUAUCGCACCUUUUUAGGUCAUUUUCUAUAUUUUAUCUAGCUCUGGAUUUUCAUAUAUACGGUAUAUUUGGUAAUAAUGAUGUAGAGCGCCACCUGGAGAUGGGGAAGAAGUUUCUAGCUGCGGGACAGCUUGUAGAUGCUUUGACACAUUUUAACGCAGCUAUAGAUGGGGAUCCCAGUAAUUACUUGGUGUAUUUUAGAAGAGCCACAGUUUAUUUGGCUUUAGGAAAAUCAAAGUCCGCUCUUCCAGAUCUAAACAAAGUUUUAGAGUUGGAUCCAAAGUUCCAGGCAGCCAGGCUGCAGAGGGGGAAUGUUUUACUAAAACAAGGGAAGCUCUCUGAAGCGGAGGAAGAUUACCUGGCUGUGCUUGAAGUAGAAACCAGCAAUGCCGAGGCACAAAAACAGCUCCAGUUGUUGGAGCCUCAGAGAGAAAACAUCAGACUAGCCAAGGAAUACUAUGAACAACAUGACUUCCAGGCAGCUAUUGACGCUGUGUCACUGGCAAUAGAUGUGAGUCCCUGGGAUGCGGACCUCCGUGAGUUGAGAGCCGAGAGCUACAUUGCCCAGGGGAACUACUUCAAAGCGUCAGGGGACCUCAGGACCACCACCAAACUGGUGUCAGAUAACACAGAGGGUUAUUACAAGCUGAGUAACCUGCAUUAUGACAUGGGGGAAGCUGAGGAGGCGUUGCUACAAAUCAGAGAGUGCCUAAAGCUGGACCCAGACCACAAGCAAUGUUUCCCAUUUUACAAAAAAGUGAAAAAACUUACAAAACAGUUGCGAGACGUCCAGGAUUAUCAGAGCAAUGGGGCGUAUGAGGACUGUGUUAGCAAAUCAAAGGCUAUUCUAAAGACAGAAGACAGAGUGUUCUCCUAUAUACACAGAGCUAAAGGACAUGCCUGUCACUGUAAUAUGAAGGCAAAACAUAUAGAAGAAGCCUUUAAGUGGUGUAAAGAGAUACUAGAAAUAGAUGAAAAUAAUAUUGAAGCCAGGUGUGAUUUAGCAGAAAAUUAUAUUAAUAAUGAACAGUAUGAAGAAGCUGUUCAAGAAUACCAAAAAGCCACAAAUAUAGACAAAAACAACCAGAGAGCACAGGAAGGACAGCAGAGAGCACAGAAACUGCUGAAAAAUUCACAAAAGAGAGAUUAUUACAAAAUUUUAGGUGUAAAAAGAAAUGCAAAUAAAAGGGCUAUAAACAAAGCAUAUAGGAAACUAGCUUUACAGUGGCACCCUGAUAAAUUUGAUGGGGAAGAGAAGAAAAAGGCUGAAAAAAAGUUUAUGGACAUUGCAGCCGCCAAAGAAGUUUUAUCAGACCCAGAAAUGAGACAGAGAUACGACAACGGAGAAGACCCUCUGGAUCCAGAACAGCAACAGCAAGGUGGCCGCGGCAACCCGUUCUUCCAUGGGUUCAAUCCAUUCGGUAGUGACGGUUUCAACUUCAAAUUCCACUUCAACUAGGCAGCGAAGUUAAAGAGAGCGUGGAAAAAGACGCGUUAAUGCAAUAAUGCCACUUCUGUGUAUAAUCUCUGACUUGUUUCAACCAACAUUAUUUUUUGCAUAUUGUUUUACUCCUCAAAUGAAUACACUGGGGCGAUCACCUGGUUCGGCCAUAGGUAGAAGCUAGCAUGGCUCCUUUGGUGAAACGUUAAGAAUUUUGUUCUGAAUUUAGCUGAAAUAUUUGUCCGGGGCCUUGGGUCCGAUGCGUGUAAGUUUCUUUAAACUUAACCGCUUUAUUACAGUAUAGAUUAGCCAUCCAGUCGAGUUUUACAGGAAGAAAGUAUUUUUACCUACAACUGGACUUACUAUACAAUUUAUUGAAGCUGAAGACGUUGUAAUAUUCAAUGAUUCCGCCUGUGUUCUCAGGAGAUCAAUUUAAGGCUCGGCAAGGUUGCCGACCAUAAUGAAUAACAAGUCCGGUAAUAGAUUUUAAAUGCCAUUCAUGCAACCUCCAUGUGUUCACACCUAUGGUACAAGAGGGUGUCAGUGGGAAUUUGAAAAGUUAAAGAGCUGGCCUGCUUUGACGAAUUGAAACUCCUUCUUAAAGACUACUGCAAGGUCAAGUCCUCGGUGGGUUCCCGUUGACCAUAAAUGACGAUUACGCGUUUUUGGUGGGUCUUAUGAAAAAUGAAAACAGCAAUCCGCAGUGGGAGAAACUUUAUUUCAUUUCAUACACAUUUCUAUCUGCCUUGUUAUUUCUUUUUAAAAUCCUUUUUGCCUGAAAUGUGUGUUUUUGUCCCCUUUUUGGCUUCAAAACGUGGGCAGAACCCAGGGAUGAUAAGUACGUUUCUAAACACCUCGCUAAGAAAAAAUCACUAGAAAGGUAUUGCAUUUCCAUUAGAAUCUUAUGAACUGGGCAUUUUAUAUUUUAUGUAAAACCCAAAGAAACGCUUGUUUUAAUAACCCUAUCUGGAUAGUUCGGAAACGGGAAUGUUCAUUUUUCUUUCAAGUAGUAAGUGAUGAAUAGAAUACCCCAGUAGUGAAAUGAAGUCACACGUGGGGAGUGUGGUUGUAUGUUUGAAGCUAUACUGUUACAAUACGAGGUUGUAUGUACAAACUAUAGCUGUUUCAUUUUGUCUGGAGAUCUCAAUGAUGUAGAAUACAAUGAAUUUGAAGAGUCCUUUUUCUCGCUGGAUAAUACGCAAUUUAUUAACAUAAGGUUUAAAACUUUGUCUGAACAUUUGUAUUUAUGAAAUAUAUUUUACGAUCAAAGUACUUGCUGUAACCAUAUUUCCAUUCCAUUGCAUUACACGUGCUCAAUAGGACGUUAUACUGUGGACGUCGAUCUGUACCUUGUGUGAACCGGAUUGGAUUUUAAGUACAAAGUAUUUUUAAGCGUGUUCACCCUUUGCGACGGCCCAGGUUGGGUACAUCGUGGGGUAUUAUCUCGAAGAGUAUACCAAAUAAAGUGUACAUUGUUGAUUUUCUUCA
Molecule: messenger RNA, 3009 nt
Organism: Lingula anatina
Lineage: Eukaryota; Metazoa; Brachiopoda; Lingulata; Lingulida; Lingulidae
Product: dnaJ homolog subfamily C member 3
Biological process (GO): protein folding in endoplasmic reticulum
Cellular component (GO): endoplasmic reticulum
Molecular function (GO): misfolded protein binding; protein-folding chaperone binding
Source: RefSeq, a predicted model, not a curated record